AUGCCAUUCCCCGUGUUCCCCCCUCCAGAAAAAGCACGGAGAACUACCAAUGCUCCCGACCCCUACUUGUUCGUGGACCACCUAGGAGAUGCCCUCCCUAUAUUCUUACACAAGGAUGUUCCAACCCGCGAUUCGUUUGCCCAAGUCGUCACUCAAAACGGCGGCGAACUUACGACGACCAUGCGCCAUGCGGUCUACCUGAUCGUCGACCCACUCUCGUCGGACGGACAAGACACCAUCGACGGCUACGGGGACCGCCCUGACAAACGGGUCCUUAGACCCGAGUGGCUAGGAAUGUGUGUGACUGCUGGGAAACUAGUGAUUGCAGGCGACUGGGGAGGGUGCAGGCUUGGACGAACUCCUCAACCACGUAAACGCGCAGCAGACGAACAAGACCCGACUGCUAGCGCCAACAAGCAGCCCCGAACUGAUAUUCCUCCCCAACCAUUACCACAACCCCAGCCUCAGCCGCAACCCCAACCACAGCCUUCGUUUGCCUACCCUGCGUAUCCAAUGGUGCCUGGGUAUUAUCCUCCACAAUACCCAUAUUACGAUCCGAAUCCGCAAUCUACUCAGACUCCGCAGUCAACGACCCCAAUCAAGAAGCGGAAUCCCCGGCCUCCGAGACAACCAAACCGCCCAUGGACACUCGAGGAAAACAUCGCAUUGUAUGAUUUUAUGAGCCAACAUUCGGCUCCUACCGAGCGAGAACAGGCAACGCUCGUCCGACGUUGGGCAAAAGAGACUAGGCCAGACCGAGGAAGGCAGAGCUGGGUCGCUCAUGCGUUCGCUACCUCGUUUAAGAAUUGGGUCAAGGAAUACGAAGCAGGCAAUAUUAAUGCGAAUCCUGCCGAUUUUGGUGCUGGGCCGGACCCGGAUGGAGAGGCCGAAGCUGACCCGGACCACCAACCUGCCAGCCCAGAAUUCUCACCAGCGACGGCGGGAGAGUUCUCUCAACCUACAACUGGGACGGACCAAUCACCCGCUCAGCAAUAUACAUUCGGAACAUCCGCAGCUAGCACCGGAGCAUUUUCUAGUGCUCCUGUGCAGUAUACCAGUCCCUCAAGCCACUCGUAUUCUUCGACUCCGAACCAAUCAUAUACUUCGCCCACCCAUGCUCAGUUUACGACUGAAGGGCAAGGUUCGAAUCCCCAAGGAUUUACAGGGUUUACUGAGUCGCAGCAGCAGCAGCUAGCUACCAAUCAACCUCAACCCGCCCCACAAAUAUCUAGUCCACGACCCGAGGAUCAACCAAAAGCCACAGUAGCGAGCCCUUCAAAUGCGGCCGGGUUUCCUCCUUUGUACCCGAUGGUGUAUCCUCCGACCAGUACAGGGAAUGUAGAGGAAGGGAAAGAAGCGGGACAGCUGGUUGGUAGUGGGGGGUCAAUAAAUUAA
Molecule: messenger RNA, 1395 nt
Organism: Rhizoctonia solani
Lineage: Eukaryota; Fungi; Basidiomycota; Agaricomycetes; Cantharellales; Ceratobasidiaceae
Product: BRCA1 carboxy-terminus (BRCT) domain protein
Exons: 2
Coding region: 1-1395 (464 amino acids)
Source: RefSeq, a predicted model, not a curated record